Molecule: messenger RNA, 303 nt
Organism: Raphanus sativus (radish)
Lineage: Eukaryota; Viridiplantae; Streptophyta; Magnoliopsida; Brassicales; Brassicaceae
Exons: 1
Coding region: 1-303 (100 amino acids)
Source: RefSeq, a predicted model, not a curated record
AUGAUAAGGGAAGAACGUACUCCAAGUUCAUCAUGGUGGGAAGAUGUUCAACACCAUCAUCAUACUGAUCAUGCAAACUUUUCGACGACGUUUUACCACAAUAAUAACUCAAACGCAAGCUGUGAAGGAGACGAUCUCUCAGUCUCAACCGUUAACGCUUCAAAUUGCUUUGACAUAACCGCUAAAUCCUCCAAUCAUCACUCUCUCCGUGGUCCGAAUCAGCAUGCUUCCACCUCCGAUGAGUUGCUCCCAAACCAUGUCGUCUCUUCUAAAUAUCAUCUAUGGAGUCUUGCCUUCUUGUAA